AUGUGGAUUCUGGCACUAGGUGGGGUUUUCCUGGCGGCUGCUCAGGCCUGUGUCUUCUGCCGCCUCCCAGCCCACGACUUGUCAGGCCGCCUGACUCGGCUCUGCAGCCAGAUGAAGGCCCAGUGGAAGGAAUGUGAGGCCUCCCAGAAUUUCUCAGCCUUUGCCUUAGAUGAGGUGUCUAUGAACAAAGUCACAGAGAAGACUCACAGAGUCCUGAGGGUCAUGGAGAUCAAAGGGUCUCUCUCCGCUCUCCCUUCCUAUUGGCAAUGGCUUCAAAAGACCAAGCUCCCUGAGUCCACCAGGGAAGCUCUCUGUGCUCCCGCCUGCCCACUGCUCCUGCUGUCUCCUGCAGGGGGCAGCACCAUCCUGUACAACUGCUCCACCUGCGAGGGCACCGAGGUAUCCUGCUGGCCCCGAAAACGCUGCUUCCCAGGAAGUCACGACCUUUGGGAUGCCAGGAUUCUGCUCCUCUCUGUCUUCGGGAAUGUCCUGCUGCUGGGUGUCCUGAGCUUCCUGGUGGAGUCCCGCCACCUCCAAGCAAAAAAUGACUUGUGAAGAUGCUGACAACCUCCCAGCCCCAGCUCUAAGGAGAUGUGCCCGUAACUUCCACAUCCCCUGGGGGUGGGGAUCAGCAAACUCUUAGUCCCAGCCCCAAAAGCUCAGUCUUCUAGACCCCAAAACCUAGACAUCCCCAUGAUCCCAGCAUCAUAUGGCCUCCAGGCACCCACAGCUGGAAAGUUCCUCCCCUCCAGCACUCAACCAAUCGACAGGGCAGUCACCGAUGCCAGGAAAAUAUCUACAGAAGGAAAAAAUCUCCUACGCACAGCCCCACCACUCCCACACCCCCUUCUGCCUGUUCUCAGAAGCGAGGGCUGUCUC
Molecule: messenger RNA, 879 nt
Organism: Cynocephalus volans (Philippine flying lemur)
Lineage: Eukaryota; Metazoa; Chordata; Mammalia; Dermoptera; Cynocephalidae
Gene: TMEM95
Product: transmembrane protein 95
Exons: 7
Coding region: 1-555 (184 amino acids)
Biological process (GO): fusion of sperm to egg plasma membrane involved in single fertilization
Cellular component (GO): acrosomal membrane; sperm plasma membrane
Source: RefSeq, a predicted model, not a curated record